Eublepharis macularius is the source of this 4831-nucleotide messenger RNA. It is a transcript of the gene GLYR1, whose product is annotated as glyoxylate reductase 1 homolog. NCBI's taxonomy places the organism in Eukaryota, Metazoa, Chordata, Lepidosauria, Squamata, Eublepharidae. The transcript has 17 exons. Bases 56 to 1789 code for a protein of 577 amino acids. The record is from RefSeq and is a predicted model, not a curated record. Gene Ontology annotation, molecular function: oxidoreductase activity, acting on the CH-OH group of donors, NAD or NADP as acceptor; NAD binding; NADP binding.
GGCGCCCGCAGCAGCAGCAACGACGGCGACGGCGCCGGCUGGCUCGCUGGGGAAGAUGGCGGCGGCGGCGGGGGCGGCGGCUGCUCCGGCGCCCGUGAACCUGCGCCUGGGGGACCUGGUGUGGGGGAAGCUGGGCAGAUACCCUCCUUGGCCAGGAAAGAUCGUUAAUCCACCUAAAGACCUGAAGAAGCCUCGUGGGAAGAAGUGCUUCUUUGUCAAGUUUUUUGGGACUGAAGAUCAUGCUUGGAUUAAAGUGGAGCAGCUAAAACCUUACCAUGCCCACAAAGAGGAUAUGAUCAAAAUUAAUAAAGGCAAGAGGUUCCAGCAAGCCGUGGAUGCUGUGGAAGAAUUCCUCAAGAAAGCCAAAGGCAAGGAUCAGGCAUCUCACAAUUCCACAGAAGAGAAGAACCGCCAAAACUCCAGUGAAGAAAGGGGCAAGUCAGCGGGAGAAGAGAAACGCAAAGCUGGGCUGUCAGAAGGGAAGCCAAAAAAGAGAGUCUCUUCAGUCUCCUCAGAGCGAGGCUCAAAGUCCCCACUGAAGAGAACGUACGAGCAGAGCCCCCGGAAGCGAGGGCGUCCCCCCAAAGAUGAGAAGGACCUGACAAUCCCAGAAUCAAGCACAGUGAAGAGAAUGAUGACAGGGACCGUGGCAGGCUUUAAAUGGCCCCCCAGUGUAAGCGAGCCUGUGAAGGAGGGUGACCCGCAUUUCCAUCACUUCCUGCUUAGCCAGACAGAAAAGCCAGCUGUUUGCUAUCAAGCCAUCUCAAAGAAGCUGAAGGUGUGUGAAGAGGAGACCGGAUCCACAUCCAUACAAGCAGCAGACAGCACAGCUAUCAACGGCAGCAUCACACCUACAGAUAAGAAGUUGGAUAAGGAAUUUGACCCAUUAGCGGAGGCUUUCCCUGACCCCCAGCCUGGAGUGGCCACUAACAGGAUAGGCUUCCUUGGCCUUGGCUUGAUGGGUAGUGGCAUUGUCUCCAACUUGCUGAAAAUGGGGCACACUGUUACUGUCUGGAACCGGACUGCAGAGAAGUGUGAUUUGUUCAUCCAGGAGGGGGCACGGUUGGGAAGAACCCCCGCUGAAGUAGUUUCGACCUGUGACAUCACUUUCGCCUGCGUCUCUGAUCCCAAGGCAGCCAAGGAUCUGGUGCUUGGUCCUAGUGGAGUACUCCAGGGGAUACGUCCCGGGAAAUGCUAUGUGGACAUGUCCACCGUGGAUGCAGACACUGUUACGGAGCUGGCCCAGGUGAUUGUAUCCAGAGGUGGUCGCUUCCUGGAAGCACCUGUUUCAGGGAAUCAACAGUUAUCUAAUGAUGGAAUGCUGGUGAUCUUAGCUGCUGGGGAUAGGGGCUUGUAUGAAGACUGUAGUAGUUGUUUCCAGGCCAUGGGGAAGACCUCAUUUUUCCUAGGGGAAGUGGGCAAUGCCGCCAAGAUGAUGCUCAUUGUAAACAUGGUCCAAGGGAGCUUCAUGGCUACAAUAGCAGAAGGACUGACUUUGGCCCAAGUGACUGGUCAGUCCCAGCAGACCCUUCUGGAUAUCCUGAACCAAGGACAGCUCGCUAGCAUCUUCUUGGACCAGAAGUGCCAAAACAUCCUUCAAGGAAACUUUAAACCUGAUUUCUACCUGAAAUACAUCCAGAAGGAUCUGAGAUUAGCCAUUGCACUAGGUGACUCCGUCAACCACCCAACUCCCAUGGCAGCUGCUGCCAAUGAGGUCUACAAAAGGGCAAAAGCAUUGGACCAAUCAGACAACGACAUGUCCGCCGUGUACAGGGCCUACAUCCACUAGGGCUACCCCAUUCUUAUUGUUAAUACCAUGAUUAUUAAUUAUGAUGAUGAAUACUGGGUUUUUAACUCUGGACCAGUCCAUCUCUGUCUGUCUCUCUCUCCCCCGUUCCCUGCAUUUUCUUCUUUUUUUAAAAAUACAAAAAACUUUUUGGCAUCUGCCACAAGAGCAGGUGCCACAGCCAGCCUUCCCAUGCCAGCAGAAGCAAGAAUCGGAGGUGAGGGGGCUGCGGUCAUUGCCAUCUUGACAGCGAAUCUGUUACCCCAUGCUGACAGUCACAGAAUGGAAUUGGCGACAGGAAGCAGUGCUCUUGUAGGAGUAACUGCUGCUUGGCUUCUUUUGCUAUUCGUUUGUAUGAGUGUCCUGAGAUUUUUGUUUCUUUAACUGCUGUUUCUCUCCCCCCCACCACUUUUUUUUUUUUUGCUGUGGUUAAUGUGUAUGCUGGCCUCUCAUGUGCUAGGGGAUGGUUGAGCAGCAGAGAUCCCACUUGCUUGUGAACAUCAAAAUGGGAUGGAAACCUGGCUCCUGUGUGGUUAUUUCUUCCUUGGAGGAUUGGAUGAGUCAAGAGGUCAAUGGCAGAGUAAUGUGGGACUGUUCUUCACCCAUGCCCCCUUCAACAUCACAAGAACAGCAGAUCUUCCUCUUCCCAAUCCAGCACAGCUUGGUUUUUAUAGAGAACACAGUCCCUAGUGCAUGGCAGCAGACCUUGGGUACCUAGAAUGCAUUUACUGAUACCAGUUCCCAAAAAAGUUGAUAUGCUCCAAAGAACAUUUGUAAAACUGUUUGGUUUUUUAAAAAUAAUUGAAGCAAUGAAAGUUUGUGUGUGCGUAUUAGAUGACUGAAGGAGUAAACUCUAAUAUCCUCCUGAGACCCGUGCAGACUCCCUGCAUGUUUGUGGCUGUUGGUGUUUGCGACAGAAUUCUUGUAGCAAAAGUCGCAGGGCAAGAAGGUGUGGUCUGAAGCUUGGCUUCAGGAAGCUCUGGGAUCGAGUGGGAAUAUUGGUUGCCAAGUUUUUCCGUUGCUGAAAUUGGAAGUGAUAUGCCUUCAGCAACCACUGACUCCUGAGUAAUCCAAGGGCAGAAACUGCAACCUCUGAAUUGGCAUGGCAGUCUUUUGGGUGAAGUUGUAAACUCUCCCAUCGGCAGACUUGACCUAGUUGUGAAGUUUGAUCUAACAAAGUAAAUGCUGAGCAGUUUCCGUUGAUGAAGUUCAAGCCUUUAAGGUCUGUUAGCUUAUAAGUCCUAUAGAAAAAAUAAACCAAGAGCCCAAAGAAUUUGGAUGAAUAGUUUUCUCAUGUUAGGUGGGAGCAAACUUUUCAUCCAAAGAGAACUUGGUUGCCUUGGCUGCUCCACUAGGAGGUGUCACUGUGUACCAUAAUGAGUGCCCUUUAACUCUCAAAAGGAAAUAAGGUGUUUGUAUGCAGCGUAGACGAAACUCUUUCAAACUCUGAGAUCUUUUUAAAAACCAUCCUGUCAGUAUUAGUCUUUGAAAGAGAGCCCUGAGCUGCACCUUGGGACGUGUGCGUGGCAGCAGGGUUGGAAUCUCACUGGCCCGUUCUCACUUGACAUUCGCUUGCUGGAUGUCACAUUUCUCCAGGCUCCUGUGCGUCCCAUUGUGUGUUAGCCCUGUCUGUGCUGUGAUCUUGUCACCUUGAUUUUGCAGUGGGGGGGGGGGGGUCCAUGCCAGUUGUAUCCUCCAUGUGUUGGGCUGCAUGCAGGGUGCUGUGCUUACGUGGGAAGGCGCAUGCAAGCGUAUGUCAGACAGGGCUAGGGGCAGCUCUGGUGCCCCAGGGUGAGAGUAGAGUAUACAUUCCCCAGGAGCAGCACCAGGUUGAUGUUGCUUGUUUUUGGUGUUCCAGGGUGGAGGUGCUGGCGAGCCCCAGGCAUCAUGGCAUUGGCGCACCCAGUCGCGCAGAAACCUCCUUGUUCUCUGGGCUGGUUUAAAAUAAUUUUUCCUCAGAUAGCCAUGCCUCUGGAUAAGGAAAGAAACAAACAAGGAUCCAGCCCUGUGGGCUCUUGUCUGUUUUGUAAGCUGAAAACAAACCAGAGAUUUAAUCUCAUUGUGGGGGUGUAACAUAGCUGCAAAAGUAUAAGCUAUCCUGUGCAGGGACCUUACCAGGACAGCUCUGGAGCAGAUGAACGUUGUGUUAGUGAUCCAUUGAAGUCCUAAUGCAGGCGGGCUGGUGAACCAAUAGUGAGCAAACCUAGACAACGGCUGAGUGGAUUUAUUUUUUCUGAAGAAAAUGAACAAGGAACUUGUCGCUUUUGGGGGCAAGAAGAAGAACAGCUUCAUGGACAGGUUGUUUCCUGCAAGGCUGUACAAUUACUGAUCAGCAGGGAGGGAGGACAGCUCGGGCCCUGAGAGGGCGUCCUGUUGUUGAAUGCUGGACUGCCUCAGAAUGGUUGCUAGGCUCACCUUUUGCCACAGAGCCCCAUGGCACCGGAAGGAGCAGCAGGUAUGCGGUGGCAUCAAAUCCUGUGGGCUUAUGGAACGGUAGAACUGUUAGUCUUCCAGGUGCCACACAGAAGGUCUGGUUUUUAUGCCAUUUCAAAUGUUCUAAUCCAGGAGCCAGUUGUGUUCAAGAUCCUUAGGCUGGGUCUCUUCAAAGUCCACUAGAUAAUUUGGGGUGGAGGGGAGAGGGUAAGUUAGGAUUGCAAGAAAAUAUGAUGGAACUGGCUUUAGUUGUUGUCUUAAUAUUGUUGACAAUAUUGUAAAGUUCCUUUUUAAUGAGGAUUUCUGUUUUAGCAAAUGCUUAUUUUUUGUUCCCUCCUUUUUAAAAUAAAAAAAUGUGACACUUGUGAAAAGCUUGUAAGAAAAAAAGCAGUUUUCUUUUAAUUCCCCCCUUCCCUGUUCAAUCACAGAUCUAUAGGUAAUUAAGGUUGUGAAUUUUUUUAAUGUUUUGCCUUGUUUUUAAUUAACAUUUGUCAUUCAAAAUAGGAUGUGUGGUGAUGAUUAAAUGGCAAAACCUGACAAAAUGAUUUUUUUUCUUGUGCAAUUAACAAAGCUACUGGCUUAAAGGAAAUAAAACCUUUCUUGGUAACACAA